AUGGAGACAGAAGAGCUCACCAAACUCGUAGAUGGAAUAUACAAGAACAUCCUGGACAAGUUUAACCCCGGCGCUCGUCAGAUGAUAACAGCUGGUAAAGCCUAUUUGAAAGCUUUACAUGGUGCGGCGGCGGCGUCCAGGCUAUACGUAGACGCGGUGGGCAAGCUCGGACGACAAGCGCAGCAAGGCACAUGGGGAGGAUGCGCCGAUAUCGGUACUGCACUUAUGAAAGUGGUGGAGGUGUAUCGCGAAAUACAAGAUCAACAAAUGAACAUUCUGAAGGCGUUCUACGUAGAUUUACUCGUCCCUCUAGAGACAAAUCUGGAAAAAGACACGAAAGUAGUACAGUCUGAGCAGAAGAGGUUUUUGCAACAGCAUAAACUACGCUCAGAAAGCUAUAGUAAAGCAGCUGCUACGAUAAAAAAGCAAAGGAAGAAGAAAACCAAUAUGACAAAAGUGGGCUCAGCUAUGGAUAAAGAGAUGAAGAGUAUGCAAAUUUUGGAGGAGGAGAAAACUAAACUAGAUGCGUUUUGCGAACAAAGUUUGAAAAAUGCAAUGACUCAAGAACGCCGUCGAUACGGAUUCGUUUUGGAGCGUCAAUGCUCGCUGGCUAAACACUGGCUGGCUUAUCACACAGCCGGUGCAACAGCUUAUAACACUGGUUUGGACGAAUGGUUGGAAGUUUCACGUACAAGAGAAUUUCUGCCAUCUAACGUAGAAGCUAUGUUUGUUAGUAGAAUGAGGCAAGUAUCAUUUUGGGCAGACGAAGAUGUAUAUGCAAGCCCACGAAAUGGUGAUGACGAUGAUCGCGCUUCAGUUGGAUCAGCAUUACGUAAAACAAGAUCUGUUGAUGCAUCUUGCUUAGAUGUCAGGUCUAUUGCAGACUUAGGAUCGCCAACUCAUGGAUUGUCAAGAGCUAAAUCUGAUUUAAAUUUACAAGCGAGUAUCCAUAAUACAGAUCAAGAUGCGGACGUUCGUACAAAAACUCGUCCAUCAUCUCUCGCGCCUCCAUCUUGUACAUCGCGAGAUCCUCCAUUGGCGAGGGCCUUAUACGCAUAUGCAGCUGCUGGAGAUAACCAACUUAGCUUCCAACAAGGAGAUAUUUUGGCUUUACUCGGAGACAGAACUAAAGGAUGGCAAUAUGGAGAAAAUUUACGCACUCAUAGUGCAGGCUGGUUCCCACUUGCUUAUACUGAACCAAUUAUAACUGAGGAACCUGGUAAUUCGCCAGCUCGCUGGAGUUGUGCUCAAACUCCAAGUGAGACGCCGCCACCAGCACCUAUUGCGCACACACAAGUGUCAUCUAACACAAAUACGCCACACGCGCAUUCACAUCCUCCAACGCGUAUGUUUGGAGACACGGUCACUGCCCACCACGUAACUAAGGGUCGUCUCGCAAGUAGCUCUCCUGGUCUACCACCAACCCUACCAGCUCCAUCACCAAGUGCUUUAAGCACUUCUGCCAGUGCUAACUUCCAUCCAACACCAAUUCCCGCAACUUCUGGCCCCAUUAAGAACUCCACAUCAGCUGCUAAUUUCACCACUCAUGCUGUCAUAGAAACAAGAACAUUUGGACCCCAAACACUUCCGAUGCGGUCACAGGUGGCCCAAAAAUCAGCUCCAGCCAAGACUGUCGUGUCAGCAGUGGGUGCAGUUGGUAAUGUUUCUUUGCACAGUUCUAAUGAUUCAGGCUUUUCAAAUGAGCCUCCUCCUCAACCAGAUGUUGAUUACAGCGAUGAAGAAGCACAAAGACAUCGUAUUCCAAUUAGUAAAUCCGCUCAGCAAAACCUCGACAACAAAGCAUAUUUAUUGAAAACUCAAAGUUUGAAGAGAGGACCACGACCCAGUACUAAUAACGGUUACCUAACGGAUGAUCAACAGUUACUAUUACGUAACAUGUUAGAUAUGGAUAAGGAUUCUCAAAAGAUUAAACGAACUAAAUCAUUCUGGAAAUUUGGACGUACAACAUCUGAGGAAAUAAUGGAAGGAAUGUCUCUAUGGCAACAUCGAGACAUUGUUGAUACAGUUCCAGAGUAUAAGAAAAAGUUAUUUGUGAAAUUGAAGAAAGAGUUAAGACCCGCUCCUGAUAUACCUGAACCCAAAAAGCAAAAUACUUCUGAAAAACCUGCUACAGCACUAACUGAUAAUUCUGCUCGACCUCAAGAAACAAUCGAUAGAAAAGAUAUCAAAGUCAAUAAUGGCAUGCGGCAAGCUAGAAGCUUAGGCUCUAUACAACAUGAAGAACGUGCUGAGAAAGACAGAAAAAAUAACAUGAACUACCAUCAAAAUCAAAUGAAUAAGAAAAGCUUUUCCGAAAAAUCAAUAGUGGAGGAAAAACAUGAUGAUUUUACUCCUCGAAAUGAAUCUCGUCACUCUGAUUUAACCAAUACCAGUACAAUCAAAACUAACUUUGAAAAUAGUUUCUAUAAUGAUGAAAAUGGGGAUGGUUACGUAAUGAAAACUGUUAAACGUCGAGAAAUACUACAAAGAUAUGAUAAUGAUAGCAAUUCUGAUAAUAACUCUGUAGCAUCUAGUACGGAUCCAUAUGACUGUAUUAUUGUUGAUGACCAUAUGACGUCCAAAAAACAGCAAGAAAUAGAUCGCCGUCGCCAAGCUCAGUUGUUAGAUAAUGAUAUCAAGAAUAAUAAAGAAAAUGCAUACAUGCCAGAAUUUGAAGAAAUUGAAGUCACACCCAUUAAACCUCAUGUACGAGCAACGUUAUCAUCAGAUAAGUCUAAAAAAGCGUCCCACGAGCGGUCUUCGCCAAAAGUAAUGGAAUUCAAAACAUUUAAAGAUACUUCAAAAGAAAUUAAAACAUUUUCAGCAUCUUCUGAGACUUUAAAAUAUAAAGACAGUGACCAACAAAUUGAUCGAUAUGGUGUUCCCAUAGAAAGAAAUAAUAAUGAAAUACGUGACGAAGAAAUAUACAAUGAACAUGACGAUAGUACUCUAAAAUACAAAAAACGACCCACUGAAGAGAAACGAAAACAUAAUCUUGAAAAUGGCAAUCAUAAAGAAUAUCCUCAAGCUGAAGUUAGAAGUCAAAAGAAAGAUCCAAGAUCUUAUGAAACAGCUGAGCCAAGAAUAGAUUAUUCUCUAGACAGACGUCAAACAAGAAAAGAAUUUGUAGAUACAAAGAAUCGCGAAAAUAGAACGAAAAACCGUAUUAAUAGAAGUUACGAUGAUAGCACGUUACAAUAUAACGGAAGGCGGGAAGAGAGAUACUAUGAAUCCAAUAUAUCAUAUUUCAGCGAUCAAGAGAGAAGAGCUUCGCGAUACGAUUAUGAAACGGAUUCUAAAAAAGCUGAAAAGUCAAAAUUACGACAAGAAGAAGCUCGAUUAGAAGCGAGGCGAUUUACGGAUAGAAGAAAUGAAGCACCAUACAGUGAAUCUGAUGAUCAGAAGUUUAACGAAGCUCUCAAACAGCAGCGGCCACAAUUGUUACCACGUACAAAGUUACUCAAACGUGCAACCGAUGGCAACGAAUUGCCUGAAGAAGGACACACAUUCGGACCCUGGUACGAUUUGUGGGGUCGAGAAACGGCUAUGUAUAAA
This is a messenger RNA of Brenthis ino (lesser marbled fritillary), 3555 nucleotides long. NCBI's taxonomy places the organism in Eukaryota, Metazoa, Arthropoda, Insecta, Lepidoptera, Nymphalidae. The record is from the annotation of a GenBank genome assembly.